Protobothrops mucrosquamatus (brown spotted pit viper) is the source of this 1211-nucleotide messenger RNA. It is a transcript of the gene NT5C, whose product is annotated as 5', 3'-nucleotidase, cytosolic. Gene Ontology annotation, molecular function: 5'-nucleotidase activity. The record is from RefSeq and is a predicted model, not a curated record. NCBI's taxonomy places the organism in Eukaryota, Metazoa, Chordata, Lepidosauria, Squamata, Viperidae. The transcript is spliced from 5 exons. Gene Ontology annotation, biological process: pyrimidine deoxyribonucleotide catabolic process. Bases 15 to 620 code for a protein of 201 amino acids.
GCCUCUCGAAAGACAUGGCCGGCGGUGGGCGUCCCUCGCUCCGCGUGCUGGUGGACAUGGAUGGGGUCUUGAGCGACUUCGAGGGCGGGCUGCUCCGCGAUUUUGUCGCUUCCUACCCCGAGGAACCUCGCGUGGAACUGGCGCAACGAAAGGGCUUUUUAGCGCUGGAUCAAUACCGGCGCCUGCGGGAAGACCUAGGGGAGAAAAUAGCCAGUGUCUAUGAGUCACCCGGCUUCUUUCUGAGUCUGCAGCCCAUCCCAGGAGCUAUUGAAGCGAUGCACGAGAUGAAUCAAAUGCCCAACACUGACGUUUUUAUUUGCACAAGUCCUAUACGGAAAUAUGAAUACUGCGUUUUGGAAAAGUACAGAUGGGUUGCGCAGCACUUAGGCCCUAACUUUGUGGGGCGAAUAAUUCUGACUAGAGAUAAAACAGUUGUUUCAGCUGAUCUGCUUAUUGAUGACAAGGACACCAUUAAAGGGGUAGAGCCAAAUCCAAGCUGGGAACACAUCUUGUUCUCUUGCUGUCACAACAAACAUCUAAAGCUACAGCCACCACGGAGGAGACUUGAAUCUUGGACUGAUGACUGGAAGGCGAUACUGGAGAGUAAACGCUCCAAGUGAAGCAUAAAGAAAAGAACAUUUAUUUCAGCUACCAUCAAAGGCUUUGGGAAGUAUUUGCUGAUCACCAAUCCCAACUGGAAACAGAAACAGGUUCUUCAAGUCAAAUGAUCCAUAUGGGAAUAGGAUUAUAUCUAAUUCUAAAUGUGCUUGAAUGAUUUGACUUAUUAAACAUUUUAAUGGAAUGUUUGUUAUGCUUGCCAAUUAAUUAAAUGAACAAAAGAGCUCUGAAAAUGUAAGACAGUUUUUGACUCAUUAUCUUUCCCCCCGCUACUUACUGAAAAAUAAACUUAAGUCAUACAAUGUAUGUAUGUAUGUAUGUAUGUAUGUAUGUAUGUAUGUAUGUAUGUAUGUAUUCUCCCAGCUGUCUUCUACAAACAGUCUAGAAUAGUUAUCAAGGCCCUUUAGCAACUGGUUUAUAGCAACUGGUUCAUAUUUCUAAAUAACCUGAAAAUGAAUUGAAAAGCACAUCAGAACGUGAAAGGAACCCAUCUGAAAAUCCACCGUAUGCCUCCCAAGGAAACUCUCAGGACUAUUUACAGUCAUUUUUAAAGCAGAAUACCUGUAGCGAGUUCUUUCUCUUUUCCUCUGAGA